GCACAGGUAAAGUGCACGUGAAAGAAAAUUCUAAAAACUCGGUGCAUCUUUCCAGUAAAUGCACAUCGCCUCUUCUUCUUCUUUUUCCCCCCGUUCAGUUGAUUCCUGUCUUCCAACCUGCGUUUUCGCGGAGCUCUCUUCCUUACAACGUUGGGCGUCACGGGUGCACGAUGGCCGCCGCCGCCGCCGCCGCGGAGGAGGAGCUCCCGCUUCUCAUACAGGACUACAGCUGUGCCAACAGCUUCGAAGAGCACGUACGCAUGAUUGAGAAGUACCUCGCCGCUCUCUUUGACGCAGAACCGCUCUUGCAAUCGUUUCUUGUCGCCCCGUCAGGUGCUGCCAGGACGAACACAUCGUCGCCUUUGCGACUGUCAUCGAGCGGCCCCAGCAAGUCGUUUUCUCCGGCGUCCGCCAGCGGUGGCGGCGGCGGCGAUGAAGACGAUGAUGGCAGUGACACGUCCUCCUCCCCCUCUUCUCUUGUGUCCCUCCUCGAGGACAGCACCCAGCACAACCGCACCGCCCUCUCCCGUGUCUUCAGUCACACCAUGACGCUCUACGCACCGCCCCCCUCCUCCACCGCCACCAGUGGCGCCGAUGGAGCCGCACAACUCGACUUGGAGCUUUCGGUGGCGGUCGAGGUGCACGUGCGGGACGCGGCUCACCUCAUCACACAGCAGUAUUGCACCCCGCUCUUUUUCCUCCUUCGCAAAGUCGCGGCCAGCGCCGCCUAUCGCGAGAGUGAAACGACGUAUUUGCUGUCGCUGCUCUCCACCGCGGUGUGGCAGGUGCUGCGCCAGCUCAAAAACCGCGCAGUGCUGCGCAUUGGGGCGUCGACAUCUCCGUCUGGCCUGGCAGUGCCGUUCACGUCAUCCACAACAACAAACACCUCGAUGAUGACUCCGUCGCUCCCGUCUCGAUGUGCCAAAUCUGCCGCGGAAGCCCUCCCCUCCCCCUUCUUCUUUCCGGAUGGCUGCGCGCCGUGUUUUGUACCUGCCGGAGACUCCUACAAGCAGAGUUUUGUGGGCGUCGCCCCACCGCUGCCCACGAUGGGCGGCUCGAUGCCCUCCACUCCACCACCGUCAGCGUCAGCAUCGUCACCUGCGGAGAUGAGCACGGCGGAGUGGAACUUACUCCAUCAGCGCACCUUCACCACGCGUUUCCUCUCCGACGCCUUCGCGCACCCGCCCGAGCACUGCCGCACGCUCGCGGAGUUCAUCGACCUGUUUCUGCUGCACGUGGGGCAGCACAGUCGCAUCCGCAGUGACGACUUCGAGGGAAUUUGCGUCUCCCUCUGGAAGGAGUACGCGCUGCAGAUCCCGUGGAAGUUUCACCCACACGGUCCACCGCCGCCAGACGCAGCGACUGCGGGAACGCGGAAGUCCAAGUCGAGCAGCUCGAAAGGAGGAGCCGCCACGCACGAGACAAGCACCAGCGCGGCCGCCUCUUCUCUCACGUGGGAAGCGGUGCUGGAGCGCGAGAAUGCCUGCACCCGGCUGCUGUCUGGCGCCUUCACCCAUCCCUUUGGAACCACGGCCCCGCCGCUGAAGCAUGUAUUGUUUCGCUUCCAAUGGAACCAACUGCAAGACGUGGAGGCGCAAGAGCCGCACGGCCGAGGCAGCCACUUGAAUCCCUUUCAGUUUGCCACCGCGCCUUCUCCUUCCGGCCCCCUCAGCGCGGCAGCGCAGGCAGCACAGCGGAAGUGCUGCAUCACGGCACAGGCCGUCGCGCGCAACGACGAGGACGUGCAAGGCGGUGUGCGUCAGCGCCUGCACGAGGUGGUGGAACGCAACUACUUCGACUCACUGCCGAGUCUCGCGACGCGCUCACCGACGUCAUCCGAGCCCGGCCGCCCCCCACGAAAAGGGAGGACAGGGGAAGCCAGCAACGCUGGUGGGGUACGUGGCGCCAACGACACGGAGGGAUCGCGACAGAGCCCCACGACACGCUCCAUUCGGCCCGGGGAGAGUGGCGAGAGCGGGGGCGAAUCGGGCGACGCCGGCGGUGGCGACGCGGAAGGUCCUCCGCUGCACGAGCUGGCCGCCCACGUGGUGGAGUGGAGCGGGUCGAACGUGAAUCUGCAGCAGUCGCUGCUCCGUCGCUUCGCCAGCCCUUGUCCAGAAGACCGGCAUGGCGAAGGCACGCUGGAUAAUGCGCCGGACGACGACGACGACGAGGAAGGGCGUGAGGGGCAGACACGCCGUGGUGUGCGAGCGGCUGCCGCCCGGCGUAGCGGCAACGGCGUCGCGCGUCGCCUGCGCACCCUCUGGGAUGAAUGGGAGGCGCACCGACAGCUCUUUCCAAUUAAGAGCACCAAUGCGAAGUCAGAAGGCUCUGCGGAGGAGCAGCAGCGUGGGACGUCCGUUGAAGACGCGGAGUGCGACGCGGCGGCAGCCGCAGCAAAACUAAAAUGGGAAGGACGGAAGCAGCAGCACCUGGAAGGCGGCAGCGGCAGCAGCACCACCGUUGCCUCAGCAAGUGCAAAAGACUUGCGUGUUCAUUACUUUCCUGAAUCUUUCUUUGCCCGUUUCGCUUACGCCUGCGCCACCCAGCUGUCCCACGCUGAAGAUGUUCCAGUGUUGUGGCAGCUGUGCUUGGAUCGCCUGAAGGCGUUGCUUCUCGUACCGUCGAGCAGUGGGAGUGAUGCCACCACAUCCACUGACGAGGAAGAGAAGAGGAGCUGGCGGCGCUUGUUGGACUGCCUGGCCUUGCCGCUUUCCGACCCCCCUGUGGACCUCAGCCAGCCCCUUCUCAGUCAAAAGCUCCAGCUUCUGCGCUUUGCUCUCGACUCGCUGCUUCAUCCCGCCGAGAACAUCUGCGCCGCGGACGGUGUCGACAGGGGUGCGGUUGCUAAAACACGAGACGCAUACGAAGAGACCGGCGAGGUGCCUUCGCCGCCCGCGGUGCUACACCUCAUCACCAAUGGCGAAGUUCUCAUCGCACCGGCGCCGCUGCCGACACCGCCGACGACUUCUGAUCUCGUGCUGCAGCGAGCGAUGCAGCUCAACGCCCUUGGUGCGGCGGCGGUGCAGAGCGCUUCGGCGACGUGGCUGCAGGGCGAGGCCCUCUACAACGACAUGUGCGUCUUCCUCUACGUGAAUAAGGCGCAGGACGGGCGUGUGGUGCGUUUCCCAGACUUUGUGCAGUGGCACAGUCCUCGUGACUUCGUCCCCCCUGCCCUGCCCAACGUAACCGGCGCGGCAACGCGCUCUGACAGCGACUACUUGUCCGAUCGCAUGAAGGAUCAGCCGGAUGGCGGGCGGGGCUCGUCGCACGUGUGGUGGUCGCUGUGGCGCCGCGCCGUCCCCCGCUCCCGCGACGACGUUGUGCGCACCCUCUUCCAACCGCUGGCGGAGGCGACGCGGGUGCUGGACUGGUUGGCCGCUCUCCCCGGCACGGCGCUGCUGCUGGAGGUCGGCAACGCCUGUGUGGCGAACGCGCUGCACCAACUGCUGUGCCACCGUUUUCUUCUCGGCGACACGAGCACGCGCGACGGCGGUGGGCGUGGAGGCCGCGCGCUGAUGAGCGGCGCAUCGGACUGUCGCCACCGCAGCCCCCUCCCCGCCUCUCCGCGGCUGCGGUCGCUGCAUCGCUACGUGCAGGCCAAGUGCACGAGCCUCACCAAAGACCUCGAGGCGGCCUCCGCCAUCUUGGCCAGCAGCGCCGUGGAGGCGAUGGAGCUGGAGAUGCUCCGCACCUUCAUGGCCAACGCCGUACGCGAGGUGGGUGACAUCGAGGUGUGUCUCUGCACGGCGGUGGCGGUGCACUACCUGCUGGGCUUUACCGCCGAUGCAGAGGCGGCGGCCACGGUGCGUGCGUUGUGCGCCCCCAAUAUUUCAACCCAGCAGCCGCUGCGACAGCAAGACGCACUCAGUACACUGCAGCUGCGUACGGUAACAGUGAGUCGGGCGGUGUGGGCAACGUGUUUUGCGAGGCAGUUUGUGCGACCAGAGAGCCAUGUAGUGCAGGAGAGUAUGGUGCGGCUGACCUGCAUGGCAGAGCGUCCCCUGAACACGUGUGGCUGCUUUCAGCAGCUUGUCGUGCAUCAGGACGCGGCGCACACCAUGCGCAUGGCCUUGGCGCUGACAAAAGAAGUCCUGUGA
Leptomonas pyrrhocoris is the source of this 4100-nucleotide messenger RNA. RefSeq lists its product as hypothetical. Gene Ontology annotation, molecular function: GTPase activator activity. NCBI's taxonomy places the organism in Eukaryota, Euglenozoa, Kinetoplastea, Trypanosomatida, Trypanosomatidae. The coding region runs from base 171 to 4100 and encodes 1309 amino acids. The transcript has a single exon. Gene Ontology annotation, biological process: positive regulation of GTPase activity. The record is from RefSeq and is a predicted model, not a curated record.